This is a messenger RNA of Solanum pennellii, 1035 nucleotides long. Its product is annotated as plasma membrane-associated cation-binding protein 1. The record is from RefSeq and is a predicted model, not a curated record. The transcript has 5 exons. The coding region runs from base 190 to 828 and encodes 212 amino acids. Lineage: Eukaryota; Viridiplantae; Streptophyta; Magnoliopsida; Solanales; Solanaceae. Gene Ontology annotation, cellular component: plasma membrane.
AUUUGGAAGCACAGUUGGCUACAAAUAGAAAAGUUUUUUUUUUGGAAUUGUCCACUUAUAUAUAACAACAGUUAUUUGUUAUUAUUAUUAGAGAGCAAAUAUAUAAUUUCAAACAAAGAAGAGAGAUAUUUCAGUUUGCUUUCUUCAUAUUCAUAUAUUUUGUGAGUAUUUAAUACGAAAGAAAUAAAGAUGGGAUACUGGAAAGCAAAGGUUCUUCCAAAGAUCAAGCAGAUCUUUGAUAAAAAUGGACCCAAGAAAACUGCUGCUGCUGAGGCAUGCAAGACUUUUGAUCAAGCUAAGGAGGAAUAUAGCAAGGAGUUUGAAGAGAAGAAGACUGAGCUUCAACCCAAAGUUGUUGAAAUUUAUGAAGCUGCUGCAGUUGAGAUCAAGAGCUUAGUGAAGGAACCAAAGGGUGCAGGGCUGAAGAAAAACUCAGAUGGGGUUCAGAAAUUCCUUGAUGACCUUGUCAAGAUUGAAUUUCCGGGAUCAAAAGCAGUUAGCGAAGCAAGUUCAAACUUUGGGCCUUCCUAUGUAUCGGGCCCAAUUCUUUUUGUGUUCGAAAAAGUUUCCACUUUUAUAGUCACAGAAGAUAAGAAGGAAGAGGAACCCGCAGCUGCUGAUGUGGCAACUGAUGACGUGCAUGCACCAGCCGCCACGUCAGCUGAAGAGGUGGAGGUGAAGGUGAAGGAGAAGGAGAUAGUUAUUGAGGCUGGAGAACCAAACAAGGAAGAAGCACCUGCUACUGUUGUUGCUGACGUGGCCAAAGUGGAACCACCUGCUGACGUGGCACCUGCAACUAAGGUGGAAGAAGCACCAAAGGUGAUUUAAUGAAUAUGAAGACCAUCGAAUAUAUGUAUACGUCUUUUCCGUCUAAAAAUUUGCAUCUUUAUCUUUUUUUUUUAAUGUGUCUAUUGUUAUUUACUGUGAGAAAGAAGACACAAACUUGAUUUAUUAUUCUUUUGUUAGUGUUCUCUCCUUGUUUAUUUUCUUUGUACAAUAUUAUCUCAUCAACAAAGUCUUGUGUAUUUUUAUUGA